Melospiza melodia melodia is the source of this 3501-nucleotide messenger RNA. RefSeq names its product KIAA0513 ortholog. Bases 361 to 1635 code for a protein of 424 amino acids. The record is from RefSeq and is a predicted model, not a curated record. NCBI's taxonomy places the organism in Eukaryota, Metazoa, Chordata, Aves, Passeriformes, Passerellidae. The transcript has 13 exons.
AGGCAGGGCUGUGAGCUGAGGUGGAGGAGACACAGAACCUCACACAACCACGGGAAUUUUAGGUUUAGUUUGGAAGGGACCUUAAAGCUCUUCCCAUUCCAGCCCUUUCCAGCACCCCAGGCUGCUCCAAGCCCUGUCCAGCCUGGCCUGGAGCAUCUCCAGGUGCCAGAGAUGUGUGAGCUCCCAGGAUUUCCACCUGCCACGCUGCAAACCCAGGAUGUGCUGUGGUGACCCGUGCCCUGCCAGCAGCUCCUGCCUGCCUUAGCCAGCAUCCUGCCAGCCAUGGCCUCAACGCCCCAGUGAGGGACAAAAGGACGAGGAGAGAGUGUCCCCAACAGUGCCACAUCCCCUGGGAGAGCCAUGGAGGCCCCUCUGGAUGUGCCUGUGGGGAACCUCAUUGACUUUGACAGCGAAACGCCCGCCCGUGACCCCUCAGAGCCGGCUCCCGCUGCCCCCAGCGACAACGGCCAGCGAGGGGGUGACAGCGGUGACACGGGGGAUGACAAUGGCCACCCGGGGCACACAGGGGACGUGGCUGCCGAGGAGAGCGACGCCACCGAGUCAGCAGACAGCGAGAACGACAUGGGGGGCUCUCCCCAGCACUGGGGCGGCCCCCGGCGCUCCUCGUCCAACGAGUCCCUCUCGUCCGGCCAGAGCGCGGAGUCGGCGCCGCGGGACGAGCGCAGGGAGUUCAUGCGGGGUUACGUGGAGAAGAUCUUCACCGGGGGAGAGGAUCUGGACCAGGAGGAGAAGGCCAGGUUUGGGGAGCUGUGCAGCAGCGAGGACGGGAAGGGCAGGGAGUGGUUUGCGAGAUACGUGAGCGCCCAGCGCUGCAACUCCAAGUGUGUCUCAGAGCAGACCUUCUACCGCCUGAUGCAGUCCUUCGCCCUCGUGCUCUUUGAGUGUCACCAGAUGGACGAUUUCAGCCCUGCCAAGAACCUCAUGACCAUGUGCUUCACCUAUUACUACAUAGGGAAGCCCCAGGCCCUGCCCCUGGAGGCCAAGGAGAAGCCCACGGGCAGCAUUGACUCGUACCUGAAGUCAGCCAACACGUGGCUGGCCGAGAAGAAGGACAUUGCAGAGAGGCUGCUGAAAAACACCUCAGCCAAGACAGAGAACGUCAAGGGCUUCUUCGGGGGCCUGGAGACCAAGCUGAAGGGUCCUGGCAGCAGAAAGAGCGAAGAAGGUGAAGACAAACCAAAGGAGAAGCUGAAGAAGACGGUGUCCCUGCAGAGCCCAGAGGAGGAGAAGAAAGGGGAGAAGAUCUACCUGUACAUGCACCUCAAGCAGCAGCCGAUCUGGCACAACCUCCGUUUCUGGAACGCCGCCUUCUUCGACGCCGUGCACUGCGAGCGCAGGAAGAGAUCCCCCACCACCAGAGGGAACCCUGGGGAGGAAGAGGAGAAGAGGGAGAAGUGGUGCCACAUGACGCAGGAGGAGCGCGACGACAGCCUGCGCUUCAACGAGAACAUCACCUUCGGGCAGCUGGGCACCUUCAUCCACAACAUGCUGGCCUUUGGCCUCAACAAGAAGCUCUGCAGUGACUUCCUGAAGAAGCAGGCGACCAUCGGCAACUUGGACGAAGAGCAAUACAAGCUGCUCAGUGACCACAUCGAGCAGAUGGCCCCGGAGUAGCUGCUGGGCAGAGGCGGAGACGGCGGCCGGCCAGGUGGGGAGGGAGAGGAGCCCACCCCGGGGCUACCUGAGACUGCAGCUGGGCUAGCGACAAACCAAACCACACCACGAGCUGCAAUAAAACCUGCAUGAUCGUCCAUCAAGCUCUAGAGCUGCCCCAGGGCAGCCUGUAGACAUAGGAGCCAAGCAGCCCCCGCCCUCGCCAGACCCUCCCGCCUCUGUUGUCGGAGUAGAUGCUCCCAAAAGUGAAUUUGGUUGGUUAAAAAGCAAAACAAAACACAAGAGGAAAGCAGGAAGAGCGUGGCAGUGCAGCCCCCAGGUGCUGAGUGAGCAGCACUCCCAUGCUGAGGGCUCUGGUGGUAAAUCCAGAGGGAUCCAAGGCUGCCUUUCCCUGCUGGAGCCCCCUCGCUGAUGAUGCUGGAGGUGAUGGCAGGGACCACAGCCAGGAGCUGGGGCUGCCCCCAGCCACCCCCCAGUCAGGUUCUGUGCUGUCUGCAGGGUGUCACCACUGCCUGGGGACAUGGGCAGGGUGGCGCCUUGCUGGGGACAGAGGUGGGGAUGGCAGAGCUCUGCUGCCACCCUCCCUGGGAGCUGGAGGGAAAUCCUUCCCUUGGGAAGCCUUCACCGCGCUGCCCGUGUGGGUUUGCGCCUCUGGGCAGAGGGACAGCACUUUGCUCCGUACCAUUAGCCUGGAUCAGUAGGAAAAAAGCCAUGGCCUUGGGCAGGAUUGCAGGCAGAGGCAGAGGAGCUCUGCCUGCCUUGGGAGGAGAUGACAAAAGCUCAUCCCUCUCCCUGCUGCCCUGUCAGUGCGGGGAUGCUGCUGCAUUGUGACGUUUCCCGAAGCCUCCCGGCAUCCUGUGGCAGUAGAUUAAUGUCCUCCUUCCCCAGGCUGCUCCUCUCUGCCCCCUCCUUUGCUCCAGCUGCUCAUCCAUCAAACCUGAAGCAGCCCUGUCCAAAGGACACCUCCUGCUCUGCUCCAGGGGCUGCAGAUCUGUUUUAUCCCUUGGACCUUGGCACGGUGUUUGCAGAGAGGCUGGGGACACGGGGACAUCUCUGGGGACACGGGGACAUCUCUGGGGACACGGGGACAUUGCUGGGGACAUGGGGACAUCUCUGGAGACAUCUCUGGGGACACAAGGACAUUGCUGGGGACAUCACUGCUCCCCUCUGCAGGAAGCAGAAACCCCCAGCCCUGCACAGCCAAGGGUCCAACAGUCCCACCCCAAAACCAUCACCCUGAAACACGAGUCCAGGUUUCAAACAAUCCGUUUUUCCCUGUGCUUCCAGCUGUAUCCCAUAGGAAAUAGCAUAAAAGGAUGAUUUUUCCACCUAGCUCUUGGCUUCUGGUGUCAUUUCCAAGCAUCAAAGUGAUGCUUUUACCUAAGCUGGGCUUCCCUUGCUGCUGGGGAUGGGAUCUGUGCUGGGUCUUGUAGGAAGGACAAAUCCAGCACCAAUUUUAUCUUGGCCAUUCCCAAACCUGGGCAGAGUCACUGGAGAAGGGGUUUUGUUGGGAUCAGGGGCUGAUGUUGGUCCCUCAUCCCAAAAACCCCUUCCUGCUGGAUGAAAUGUGCUGCACCAUGAGCAGCUCCUGGAUCAUCCCAUCCCCGUGGCCUUCCCUGUCUCUGUCUCCACUCAGGUCUUUCCCAAAUCCUCCUUCAUUUCUUUAUUAUUAUUAUUAUUUUUUUCCAACAUGAAAAGAAAUGUUCAGCGCUGAAGUAUAUAUAUAUAUUAUUUGCAUGUGUAUUUUUCUAUAAAAACAAUUAAAAUCCAAUAAAAAAUAGCCAUAAACCCUCCCUGACUGGGACUGUGUGAAGGAUGAGAUGUGAGAGAGAGAGAGAGAUUGGAAUAAAUUAUCUUAGAAAUGAA